AUGAUGCGCCUCCCUUGGUGUCUGGCGCUCCUAUCAAGCGUCUUCCAGGCCGCCGCGGCCCAAGACCUUUCCACGGCAAUAUCAGACAAUCCAAAGCUUUCCUACUUCAAAAAGUUCCUCGACGCCAACCCUGAUAUAUUCGACUCCAUCAUCCCGGACGGCUGGACCAACGUUACCAUCCUGGUACCCACCAAUGGCGCCCUGAAUAGGCACCAUGCUGAGACUGGCAACCGCCUCGAGUCCAUGUCCGAGGACAGGAUCCACGACAUCCUCAGGUACCACACCAUCCUGGGCCCGCUGACCAGCAGCAACCUCACCGCGGCACAGGACGACUACUUGGCCGACGGCGACGACUACUCGGCCGACGGCGACGACUACUCCACCGAGGACGCCUAUGCCCCCCGGCUGUCCAGGCGGCAGCAGGGCAACGCCGUCAACACCCAGGGCGGCCAGCAGGGCGGCCAGCAGGGCGGCCUCCCCGCAGAUACCGCGCUCUCGAUAGCCGCCGGAGUGGCCGGCGCCGCCGCGGUCGGUACCCAGUCCCAGUCUCCCUUCGAUAUACUGAGAAAUGUCAUCAUUAUCAGCCAACGGCCGCUGGGCUUGCGCAGGCGAAGGAUCAGGAGCAGCUCUGGCUCUGAUGGGGACACCGGGGCCCGCGGCGGCCUUGCGUCGGAGAGCACCAUCACGUUUGCGGACGGCAGCUGGGACCGCGGGUACUAUCAGCUCAUCGACAGAUACCUGGAGAUACCCGAUCUUUGCUCCAAGACCAGCCGGCGCAUCCGGAGCCUGGACAAGCUCGACGAGAAGAUGCGGAGGAAUGAUCUCUGGCCGCUGGUCGACAACGCGUUCAACGUCACCUGCCUCGCCCCGAGCAACAAGGCAUUCAGGCACGGUGAGAGGUUUUACAAGAGAACCUUGCAGUACGUGCUGGAGUUUCAUAGACCCGUGCCCGUCCCACGAGAAGCAAGGGCUGCUACUGACCAGAGAUUCCCCUCGAUAAGCCGCCACGUCUUGCCCGGGGUCACCUACACCUACUAUUUGCGCGACGGGCAGGUCCUCAAGUCCCUGGACGGAGGGGACGUGAGGGUCUCCAUCAGGGACGGGUACUACUACUUCAACGACGCCAAGGUCAUAAAGCCGGAUUAUCCGUAA
This is a messenger RNA of Gaeumannomyces tritici R3-111a-1, 1152 nucleotides long. RefSeq lists its product as hypothetical. Bases 1 to 1152 code for a protein of 383 amino acids. Lineage: Eukaryota; Fungi; Ascomycota; Sordariomycetes; Magnaporthales; Magnaporthaceae. The record is from RefSeq and is a predicted model, not a curated record. The transcript has 2 exons.